AAAGCUGUACACACACAGUGAGAGAGAGAGAGAGAGAGAGAGAGAAUGGCAUACAAUCAGAACAAUCCCGUUGCUGUGGCAGUGUUUUUCUCUCUUAGUUGUCUUGCUCUACUAUCAACUUCCACAUUCCUCUGCAAAAACUCCACUGAUUGUCAAUCUCUGCUCAAAUUCAAACAAGGCAUAACAGGUGAUCCAGAUGGUCAUCUCCAAGAUUGGAAUGAAACCAUGUUCUUAUGCAACUGGACAGGGAUUACAUGCCACCAGCAGCUUAAGAACCGGGUCAUAGCCAUUGAGCUCAUAAACAUGCGCUUAGAGGGAGUUAUCUCACCAUACAUAUCCAAUCUAUCCCAUCUCACCACCCUCUCUUUGCAAGGCAACAGAUUGUAUGGAGGGAUCCCAGCUACCAUUGGAGAGCUUUCUGAGUUAACAUUCAUAAACAUGAGUGGUAAUAAGCUUGGGGGCAAUAUUCCAGCCUCAAUACAAGGCUGCUGGAGCCUGGAGACAAUAGACUUGGACUAUAACAAUCUGACUGGAAGCAUUCCUGCUGUACUAGGCCAAAUGAAAAACUUGACAUACCUUUGUCUCUCUGAGAACAGCCUCACUGGAGCUAUACCAUCAUUUCUUUCGAAUCUGACAAAGCUGACAGAUUUAGAAUUACAAGUUAAUUACUUCACAGGAAGGAUUCCAGAGGAGCUAGGAGCAUUAACAAAGCUGGAGAUAUUGUACCUCCACAUCAACUUUUUGGAAGGAAGCAUACCUGCAUCCAUCAGUAAUUGCACUGCCCUGCGUCACAUUACACUGAUUGAGAAUCGGUUAACGGGAACAAUCCCUUUCGAAUUGGGGUCAAAGCUCCAUAACUUGCAGAGAUUGUACUUCCAAGAAAACCAACUUUCUGGGAAAAUUCCAGUGACCCUGUCCAAUCUUUCUCAGCUGACACUGCUUGAUCUUAGCCUCAACCAGUUAGAGGGGGAAGUCCCUCCUGAGUUGGGGAAGUUGAAGAAACUUGAGAGACUUUACCUUCAUAGCAAUAACCUGGUGAGCGGUUCCAACAACUCUUCCCUCAGUUUUCUAACUCCUCUCACUAAUUGUUCACGUCUACAGAAACUGCACUUAGGGGCAUGUCUGUUUGCAGGAAGUUUACCGGCUUCAAUUGGCAGUCUUUCCAAAGAUCUCUACUACUUGAAUCUUCGAAACAACAAAUUAACAGGAGACCUACCAGCUGAAAUUGGAAAUCUAAGCGGCCUUGUGACUCUAGACCUGUGGUAUAAUUUUUUGAAUGGAGUUCCUGCAACAAUUGGGAAGCUUAGGCAGUUGCAGAGAUUACACUUGGGAAGAAACAAACUUCUUGGGCCAAUUCCAGAUGAACUUGGGCAGAUGGCUAACCUUGGUUUACUGGAACUUAGUGAUAAUUUGAUUAGUGGGACAAUCCCAUCUUCUCUUGGUAAUCUGUCACAGUUGAGAUAUCUUUACUUGUCUCACAACCACCUCACAGGGAAAAUUCCCAUCCAACUCACCCAAUGUUCUCUUCUAAUGCUUCUUGAUUUGUCUUUUAACAACUUACAAGGGUCUCUUCCCACAGAAAUUGGUCAUUUCUCAAACCUAGCUCUUGCACUCAACCUUUCAAACAACAAUCUUCAAGGAGAACUACCGGCUAGUAUUGGAAAUCUGGCAUCUGUGCAGGCAAUUGACUUGUCAGCGAAUAAAUUCUUCGGAGUGAUACCAAGUUCAAUUGGAAGAUGCAUUUCAAUGGAGUAUCUGAACCUCUCUCACAACAUGCUUGAAGGUACAAUCCCAGAGUCCCUGAAGCAAAUCGUUGAUCUGGGAUAUCUGGACUUGGCUUUCAAUAAUUUAACAGGAAAUGUUCCAAUCUGGAUUGGUGACAGCCAGAAGAUCAAGAAUCUCAAUUUAUCGUAUAACAGAUUAACAGGAGAGGUUCCAAAUAGUGGGAGGUAUAAAAAUCUAGGAAGCCGCUCAUUCAUGGGGAAUAUGGGGCUCUGUGGUGGCACCAAACUUAUGGGUCUCCAUCCAUGUGAAAUUCAGAAACAAAAGCACAAGAAAAGGAAAUGGAUUUAUUACUUGAUUGCAAUAUUAACUUGUUCUCUGCUUCUCUUUGUGCUGAUCGCCCUCACUGUUCGUCGUUUCUUCUUCAAAAAUAGGAGUGCAGGUGCGGAGACUGCAAUUCUAAUGUCUUCCCCAACCCAUCAUGGAACCCAAACUUUAACUGAAAGGGAAAUCGAAAUUGCAACUGGCGGUUUUGAUGAGGCUAAUCUAUUAGGGAAAGGAAGUUUUGGUAGGGUGUAUAAAGCUAUCAUCAAUGAUGGAAAAACUGUUGUGGCAGUUAAGGUUCUGCAAGAAGAGUGUGUUCAGGGUUACAGAAGUUUUAAAAGGGAGUGUCAAAUACUGUCUGAAAUUAGACAUAGGAAUCUGGUUAGAAUGAUAGGAUCGACCUGGAAUUCAGGAUUCAAGGCUAUUGUUCUCGAGUAUAUAGGCAAUGGGAACUUGGAACAGCAUCUUUACCCUGGUGGGUCAGAUGAAGGAGGUAGUGAAUUAAAAUUGAAGGAAAGAAUGGGAAUAGCAAUAGAUGUUGCAAAUGGCUUGGAGUAUCUUCAUGAGGGUUGUCCUGUUCAAGUUGUUCACUGUGACCUGAAACCACAAAAUGUUCUUUUGGACGAUGAUAUGGUGGCUCAUGUAGCAGAUUUUGGUAUUGGAAAGCUCAUUUCAGGUGACAAACCAAGAGGACAUGUUACUACGACAACUGCUUUUCUACGAGGAUCUGUCGGGUAUAUCCCCCCAGAAUAUGGGCAGGGGAUCGAUGUCUCAACAAGAGGAGAUGUAUACAGUUUUGGAGUGAUGAUGUUAGAGAUGAUAACACGGAAGAGGCCAACGAAUGAAAUGUUUUCAGAUGGACUUGAUCUAAGGAAAUGGGUGUGUUCUGCUUUUCCAAAUCAAGUUUUGGAUAUUGUAGACAUCUCACUGAAGCACGAAGCAUAUUUGCAAGAGGGGAGUGGUGCUUUACAUAAGCUUGAGCAAUGCUGUAUCCACAUGCUCGAUGCAGGGAUGAUGUGCACAGAAGAGAACCCCCAAAAGCGUCCCCUUAUCUCUUCAGUUGCUCAAAGGCUAAAGAAUGUCUGGAAAGAAAUGGGAUUUGAAACACUUCGUAAUGCAAAGGAAGAAAAUGUGGACAUGUCACUGAACUUAAAAUAGUAAACCUCCGUCACUUUCAGUCUAGGUAAGAAGAAAAGCUCUCUAUUUACAACUAUAAAUGAUCGUUUUGCUUGUGUAAUAAGAAACCAGAAUAACAGAUUGCUCCCAUUUGUGGAGAAAAAACCGGUGAGUCCUUUGUCAGUGUUUUUCCCUUUCAUCAUAAUCAGCUAUAAUUAUACACUCAAAACCAUAAUUUCAUUUGUGGAAGAUGGUAAGCAAAUUUAUCGACAAAUGCUUGUUAAUGACAAAAAAAAUUCAAAGUCUUUACAUAGAUGGUAAUCAUACCAUUCCACCCUUGAGGACCAGGAUUGAUGGCUUCUAUCUGAAAUCUCCUACUCAGACAAAUGAAACCAAUAAUUCACCCUAGAUGGAAGGGUUUGUUUGGAAAACUUCAAUAAGGAGAAAAAUGUCUUCAGCAUGAUAACUCCCCAGUUUUCCAGAUGAUCUGCUUCACAAUAAGUAUGAAUAAACCUUCAAGCAUCUGCCUAAACCUCUUAAA
Messenger RNA from Vitis riparia (riverbank grape), 3703 nucleotides. RefSeq names its product putative receptor-like protein kinase At3g47110. NCBI's taxonomy places the organism in Eukaryota, Viridiplantae, Streptophyta, Magnoliopsida, Vitales, Vitaceae. Bases 46 to 3204 code for a protein of 1052 amino acids. The transcript is spliced from 2 exons. Gene Ontology annotation, biological process: protein phosphorylation. Gene Ontology annotation, cellular component: plasma membrane. Gene Ontology annotation, molecular function: protein kinase activity; ATP binding; protein binding. The record is from RefSeq and is a predicted model, not a curated record.